GAUGAAAAAAAAAUGGCGGCGCCCUUGCAAAUGUCAUGUUGUUGAUGUCUGCGGUGCUCUUUUGGGACGUGUAUCGUAAUUUCUCGAAGGAAAGACACAUUUCUAAUCCUUUAUACAAAGUGAGGCAAUAUUUUUGAGAACUAAAACCAUGGUCCAUUUGUCAUCACUAUUACUCAAAAAGUACCAUGGAGGUUAUGUGGUUAUCCGCCUGGCACUUGGUGGCGCCACCAACAGACCGUUUUACCGUAUAGUGGCUGCCUACAAUAAAAGGGCCCGAGAUGGGAAGUACAUCGAGCAGCUGGGAUCGUACGACCCUCUCCCCAACAUCUACAACGAGAAACUCGUCAGCUUCAACUACGACAGAAUCAAGUACUGGAUGGGGUGUGGAGCUCAUCCCACCAAACCUGUGGCCAAACUUUUGGGACUGGCUGGGUUUUUCCCGCUGCAUCCGAUGACGAUAACGCAGGCAGAACGACGGAAAGCGGCAGCUUUGAAACAGGAAGCGACAACUGAGCAUGAAGACGAAGAAGAAAAGCAGGCAGAACAGUAGCAUUUACUCUUACUGCCGAAAACAACACACUUUAUUCUCGAUCAUUGUAAAAGAACUCUGUUUUCAGUUACAUGAUAUAAUGAGAGACUGUGACAGCGGUGACUUGUCCUGACCGUCUCAAGGUUUUUGUUUUUGUUUUUUUACAUUUCUGUUAAACUGACCAGUAAAGUGUAUUUAAUGCUAAUAAAUCUCAUAAAAAUGCAAA
Neoarius graeffei (lesser salmon catfish) is the source of this 755-nucleotide messenger RNA. RefSeq names its product mitochondrial ribosomal protein S16 (gene mrps16). Lineage: Eukaryota; Metazoa; Chordata; Actinopteri; Siluriformes; Ariidae. The record is from RefSeq and is a predicted model, not a curated record. Gene Ontology annotation, molecular function: structural constituent of ribosome. Gene Ontology annotation, cellular component: ribosome; mitochondrial small ribosomal subunit. Bases 149 to 550 code for a protein of 133 amino acids. The transcript is spliced from 4 exons. Gene Ontology annotation, biological process: mitochondrial translation.